Molecule: messenger RNA, 1887 nt
Organism: Cucurbitaria berberidis CBS 394.84
Lineage: Eukaryota; Fungi; Ascomycota; Dothideomycetes; Pleosporales; Cucurbitariaceae
Exons: 2
Coding region: 7-1446 (479 amino acids)
Source: RefSeq, a predicted model, not a curated record
ACCUCAAUGAACGCCGACGCAUAUCUGCGCAAGCAAGGCUGGAAAGGCUCAGGUCACUCCCUUGACUCGACAGGCCGUGGCAUCAGGAAGCCGCUACUCAUUUCUCAUAAGCAGGAUCAAUUGGGACUCGGCAAAAAGAAGGCAGCGUACACGACAGACGAUCAAUGGUGGAUGCGCGCGUUUGAUGAGAGUCUACAGUCUAUUGGAACAGGUAAAGAGAGCACACUCGACCAGAUCCGCACCAAGGGCAUCAACCGCGGCGGUCUAUACGGCUUCUUUGUGAAGGGCGAAGCCAUCAAGGGCACAAUCGAAGACGAGUCAGCGACCACCACGGAUACAUCGAUUCCACCGUCUGGUGCCAGCACGCCCCCAACAUCUGUAUCCGAUACCGAGGCUCCAGCACGCACCAGAAACAUGUCCGUCAAGGAAAAUAAGCGUAAACGCGCUGGCACGGAUGUGUCUGGCAGCAGCAAAAAGACAAAGACCGGCUCCACACAACCAAAACAUAAAAAGGAAAAGGAAGCACUAGACAAGAAGGACCAAGCCGCUGUGGCCGCAAAGCUCGCCAAAUUGAAACCCUCGGAGAAAGCAGAGUACGAGACUCGCGCAGCCGCAAAGAACCAGACGCUUCAGCAGUACAUCCUACGCCGCAUCCAAAAGAAAGCCGAAAAGCGCGAAACAAAGUACGUCGAACCAGCCGACCCUGCUCUCUUCUUCACUGACCUCGAAGGUGACGCCAACCUCAUCAAUCUCGCACAAUCCACCACACCCAUCACCUACACGCCGCUUCCGAACAGAAUAGGAUCGCCCGACUCGACGAAAAUGCAUAGCCAAGACUUCGAUAGCUUACCUAAGCCUGUGAGCAAAGCGCAGCGGGGGGAGGCGAGACAUGAUGUGAAGAGCACGACAGAGGAGAGCAAGAUCGAGCAAGGCGAUGGGAGUGAUGACGAGAAUCAGACAGCCAACAUAGCCUACACGCCGCUCGCCGACGGCUCCUGUCCACUCGACCCGACGAUAUGGGAAGGCCACAAAGCAAAGUCCUUGCCAAAACCAGUCAGGAAUGCUCGACAGCGUUGGAUCGCCCAACAGCGUCUCGUUAAGAAGCUUAAAAGGGUCGAGGGGGGAGAAAGAAAGGAGCUAAUUGGCCUGACCAAGGCCGAGAAACAGCUUAUAAAGGAGGGGUCGCUAGAUAAUCAGGGUCUUGAUCUGAAGCAGUUUGAUCUGGCGCAAUGGGGGAUAGCAGGGUCGAAGGCAAAACUUACAGUGAUGGAGGAGAAAAAGAAGAAGGCGAUGAAGAAGGCGAUAAAGAGGGAGCUGAAGGAGGGGAUGAACAAUGGGACGAAGAAGGGCAUGCAGAAGGGGACGAAGAAUGCGAUGAAGAAGGAGUUGAAGGAGGAACUGAAGGAAAGGAUGAAGAAGGACAGGGGGCAAAAGGAUACAAACUGACUAAGGAGAAGGGGCCGGAGAGUAGUUGAAAGGAAAUUGCGCCUUGGGCCGGUUGAGAGCCAUUCCUAGUCACAAGGGCACCGGCAACGGAAGCACAUCCACCGGCUGUUGUGGACCUUUAAGCAUGUCAAUCAUAUAGCGUGUAUAUCAUCUACCACUCGAACCCACCUCGAUCAAGCGCAACUUCGUUACCAUGACUCCUCCCCUCCCGCUAAUUACAACCAACAAAUACUUGUAGCACCGUUCAGACCAACUCCUUAACACCCCUAGAAGAUAUGCACACUCAUACUCACCCCGUCUUCCCACUCAAUAUCCACGGCCUCUUCUCCCAAAACUCAUCUCUAAUAAUAUCAAUAUGCUCCAUCAGCACUUUCGCUUUGCUCCUCUUCUUUCUCUCCUUGUCCUUUUGCGUGCGGCUCAUGUGCACAGGCCGGCCUUCGU